CGUCCACAAGAGAGAAGCACGCAGCACAUUGAAUUUAGUCGUUUACGUCACUUUGUAGCGAUUUUCACCAAACUAAGCAUGUUUCGGCCUAUAGUUUCAUAUAAUACCAUUUCCACCGAUCAACUUUAGUUGAUAAUACGUAUUGUAAAUUGCAGUAUCUUAACCAGCUACAUUUUAAAUGGUAAAUCGAAAUAAUAUAUUUGAAAGGCAAACGCUUAUUUUCUUAUUCAGCUAACGCGUUAGCCAGCUACUGACUGUUUAGACUGCAAACGUUAACUUCACAUGGCUUCUGUCCUGAAUGUUCAAACCCUACAGGGUUUAAGAAUAUUUCAACAGAAAUUGAUAUGGACCAAAGGAUUUGUGCGGUUUGCCUCAAUUGGGCAAGGCAGGAUAGAAAAAGUCCUCAUUGCCAACAGAGGAGAAAUCGCCUGCCGUGUGAUGCGAACAGCAAAGAAGAUGGGUGUGCGCUCUGUGGCAGUAUACAGUGAUGCAGAUCGUCAUUCCAUGCAUGUGGCCAUGGCAGAUGAGGCCUAUAACAUUGGGCCAGCCGCGUCCCAGCAGAGUUACUUGUCCAUGGAGAAAGUCAUGGAGGUUGCCAAGAGAUCUGGAUCGCAUGCUGUCCACCCAGGAUAUGGCUUCCUGUCAGAGAACACAGAGUUUGCUGAGGCAUGCAAACAGGAGGGUAUCAUCUUUAUUGGCCCUCCAUCAUCUGCUAUCAGAGACAUGGGUAUCAAAAGUACAUCAAAAUACAUAAUGUCAGCUGCGGGUGUUCCUAUCAUCGAGGGUUACCACGGAGAGGACCAAUCGGAUGAGAAGCUCCAAGCUGAGGCUGUCAGGAUAGGCUACCCAGUGAUGAUAAAGGCUGUGCGUGGCGGGGGUGGUAAAGGAAUGCGCAUUGCACACACCGCUGAAGACUUCCAUGAGCAGCUUGAGUCUGCGAGACGAGAGGCUCGCAAGUCCUUCAAUGAUGAUGUCAUGCUAGUGGAGAAAUUUGUAGAGGACCCCAGACAUGUGGAGGUCCAGGUUUUUGGGGACCAGCAUGGAAAUGCUGUCUACCUGUUUGAGCGGGAUUGCAGCGUGCAGAGAAGGCACCAGAAGAUCAUUGAGGAAGCACCAGGUCCUGGAAUUAGCAAGGACGUGAGGCGGAAACUGGGUGAGGCAGCCGUGAGAGCAGCCAAAGCCGUCAACUAUGUGGGAGCAGGCACUGUGGAGUUCAUCAUGGAUGCACAGCACAACUUCUUCUUCAUGGAGAUGAACACGCGUCUGCAGGUGGAGCACCCUGUGUCUGAGAUGAUCACUGGUACUGACCUGGUGGAGUGGCAGCUCAGGGUGGCUGCAGGCGAGAGGCUGCCCCUCCUGCAGGAGGAGAUAGAACUGAUGGGCCAUUCGUUUGAGGCCAGGAUAUACGCUGAGGACCCCAACAACGACUUCCUCCCUGGGGCAGGACCCCUCCUUCAUCUGUCUAUACCCCUGGCAGACGAGUGCACACGCAUCGAGACAGGCGUCAGGGAAGGAGAUGAAGUGUCAGCCCACUACGACCCCAUGAUCGCUAAACUGGUGGUGUGGGGAGAGGACCGCUCUGCUGCUCUGAGGAAGCUCAGAUACUGCUUACGUCAGUACAACAUUGUAGGCCUCAACACCAAUAUUGACUUCCUGCUGAGUCUGUCUGGCCACCCAGAGUUUGAGGCAGGGAAUGUGACCACCAGCUUCAUCCCCCAGCACUAUGAGCAGCUGUUCCCCAAGCCCAGCCCUCCCUCCAGGGCAACACUGUGUCAGGCUGCCCUGGGCCUGCUGCUCAGAGAGAGGGCCAGCACUCGAACCUUCAGAGACCAGUCCAACGAUCCCUUCUCUCCUUUUGCCUCCAGUAACGGCAGGAGGGUGAACAUCCUAUAUAGUAGGAAUAUGACGCUCCAGCUGGGUGAAACUAAAGUGGAAUUAACGGUUACAUAUAAUCCAGAUGGGACCUACUCUAUGGAGAUUGGAGGGGAAGUGUUCCAGGUGUCAGGGGAGGUGGAGACAGAGGGACAGACAUCAUUCCUGCACUGCUCUGUGAACGGGGUGAAGUCCCGGCCCAAACUGGUCAUCUUGGAUAACACAGUACACCUCUUCUCUAUGGAGGGUAGUGCGGAGGUGAGCAUUCCAGUGCCCAAGUUCCUGGCUGGUGUGAGCACAGGAGCACAGGGAGGAGCUGUGGCACCCAUGACUGGGACCAUUGAGAAGGUGCUGGUGAAGGCAGGAGACACAGUGCAGAUGGGAGACUCCUUGAUGGUGAUGAAUGCCAUGAAAAUGGAGCACAUCAUCCGAGCACCCAAAGCUGGAGUCAUCAAGAAGGUGUUUUUCAAGGAUGGCUCCCAGGCCAACCGACACGCAGCCCUGGUAGAGUUUGAGGAGGCCGCUGAGGAAGAAUAAUCUAAUCCUCGUGUGAAUAUUUAUUUGUGAACUUUGAGACUAAGUUACUGUAGAAAUCAAAUGUACAAUCCUAAGGGAACACUGUACAGUUGCCUUCAUGUUUUGUGGCAGAAAUGUGUCGAUAUUUAACAAUACUGGUAUAUUUGCUUAGGUUUUUUUUCUAAUCCAAAUUUUCUGAUGGCUGUGUAGAAGUCUGGCUUUCGUACUAUUCUCCUCUUGCAGUUUUCUCUUUGCAGACUGCCAUCAUUGAAGUCGUUUGUGGUGUUGUCAAAAUGAAGGGUGAUGUAAAAAAAAAAGUCAGUGAUUGGUUCUUCUCUAACCAAUCAGAAUUUUCAAAAUGCCACUUUACCAUCAGUUUCUGGGACCAAUUAGAUGGUCUAGAAUGGAUUUCUAUUCGGGGAGUUACUCAGAUCGACACAUUGUGGAGAAGGGCAUGGCGUCGCAUUUGGCCAGAGCAAGGAAUUUGGGUAGCCAGGCAAUUUUCUUCUAGCUUCAGUUUUGUACAUGCUGCCACAUCUUCUAUAGCCUGGUCCCAGAUCUGUUUGUACUCCUUGUCAACUUGGCAUGAUAUCACAAACAGAUUGGCACUCAGGCUACAUUUUAGUCUUGGAAAUCCCAGACCUAGGGCAACAUUUUGGGAGCCUAGCUACAUCUCAUAUGAUUCAGAUUCAAUCCAGGAUGUGAAAUUACAAUAAGGGUUAUUCACCGAUAACUGCCUCCCCUGACAGGCCUAACUUGUAUUGGUUACUUUAGCCCAUAAAACUAAUACCAUGGAAGAGAUGACCUAUCAUUAAACAACCAAUUUGAGAGAAGGUUGGUGCUGAAAUCAGUCAGGGUUAUGAAGUGUUGAAUCCCCCCAAGCACACACUCCUGACAACUUGUUUGUGGUAAGUUAUGUCUGCUAACCUGUGUGCUGUCAUCGAUGUGUUCCCUUUGUAAUUAGCGGAGUGUUGCCAAAUAAUUUUUUUCUAAAAGAUCAUUUCAUAGAGAAACUCAAUAUCCUGUCUUUUUUUGUAGCUGUAUAGAGGUAUAUUACUAAUUGUCAUGACGUUGGCCUGGGGGAUAGAUUUAUGACAGUCAUAAAUACCUCCUCCUGUUUCCUCUCUACCCUACAUUUAAAAAACCUUUGGUUAACAGAGAUUCUGGGAACAUCAGUAGGUGGGGGGGGGUGAAUGAACUAUAUUCUGGUAAUCUGAACAAAUGCGGUGGUACUUAAUGAAUAUGUCAGUUCGGUUGUCAGCAGACAUUCUCAAUGAUAAGAUGACAAACUACAGUGGAAAGUCUACACAGAGUUAUCGGAUUCACAUGAAAUUGUGAUGGGAUGAAAUGUGAUUUUAGCUUCUAAAAUGAGAGAUUUGGAUUUUCAUAAGAUAGGGCUGCUCAAUCAGUGGCCCGCCUCUGAAGGGACAUGGGCUAUAAAACACGCCCUCUUCUCCCUUCCUAUAUAAAGCCUUGACGACAGUCCUAUGUCAGAAUGGUUCAGAACUACAGAAUGAAGCCAACAUCAGCGUGAGCUUUGGUUGCGAAUGGUAUGAACUUUGAACUCUUAUUCACUACAGAAGUGAUACCUCCUAGCCGUUGAGUUAGCAACAGCAGGUUAGGAAGGAACAGACAAGAGUAUCCCGUCUACCACACAACGACGUUACUACAACAGCCAAUUGACAACCAGAGGACUCGGUUUGGCAACACGGUCUUCCAUCUACCACCAACCUACUGAAGUGCAGCUCAGAGUAAAUAUUUAUUGCAUUUCCCUUUUCAAAUGGGUGGUAAUUUAGAUUAGAUAAGAUAUUGUAAAUACAGUAGCACAGCUUUUUCCCUUUGUUCCUCAGUCUCACGCUCUUUCACUCAACCCAUCCCCUUUUCCUUUGUGUAACAAGUUGUCAUAUCCGUUCCGCCCGCUAGGGACGUUUUCCUUUAUGACGUAAUUUGUAAUCAAGUUAUGAUUAAUUGUGAGUAUGUGAGUUGUGUGAUUAGUUAGGUAUUUAGUAAAUAAACACUUUUGUAUUGCGGAUUCAACAAUUUACAACUUUCAGAUGAGACUGAAUUGAGUUGACGAUUGAUAUCGACUGCUAUGGAUGUAAAAUAUUACUAGGUCUUUAAGAGUAUUUGGAAGAUAACAGCUCUAUAAAUAUUAUUUUGUGGUGCCCGACUCUAGCUAAUUACAUUUACAUGAUUAGCUCAAUCAGGUAAUAUUAAUUACGGAGAAAUUAUUUUAUAGAAUAGCAAGUCAUAUCACAUAAUCCGGCAUAGCCAAAGACACGACACUAUGCUAGUGCUAUCGAAUGGUCAAGUAGUGUGUGUCAACAUUUGUUGCAUACACAUUCUGCUGGAAAGGACAAAAGUUACAUGCUUUUUAAAAACAUUUAUUCCAUAAAUAGAAUUUGCUUUAAACAUCAACCAUUUCACUGACAGGAGUACAAUAACAUACCUUUUUUCUUCAAUGAACAUGAUCAAGAAAAACAAACAGCUGACUUCACAUCAGUGUCCUUGUAGAGAUGUAUCCAUAUUGCCUUCAUAAAUUGAUUGAAAUUGAAAUGUGACAAUCUGAACAAGAUGCUGCAUUUAUAUCAAAACUGAGUAGCAAACAAGUACAAUCCAUCAGAUAUGACCAAUGCUGACCAUGAUCAAUAGUAGUGCCAGAUAUAAUUACGAAUAUUGGUACCAUGCAAAUAAAUAUCAAGCUCCACUGACUUCUUGGACAAGUGUCUCCCAUUUCAAGCUACUGAGAGGUAUGUAACGGCUAAAAAUAGUAACCAUAUAAAAUCCCAUGAUUAUGUAUCUCGGCAAUAUUCGAAUAAAUAUGUAUGCUGAUGUGCAUAAUGUCACUGUCAUUGUUAGCAAGUUUAAAAUGGUUGGCUCAAUGACCCUCUGGACUCAGACAUUUCCAUUAUUGUGGGCUAAAAGGCCCCAAAAGCUAAAGAGAAUACAGAGAGCAAAAGCAGUUGCAUUCAGUCCGUGAGGUUCUCUCGCCUGCCCUAUUACCAGUAAUAUGAUGGAAAUAAAUACAAACAUUAACAAGUGGUUAGUAAGAGGGGGGAAAAGACUAACAAAUUAAAUAAAAAAACAUGAUUCAAAUGAUAGGCAAUGAUUAGUGAAAGGCAAACAAAAACAAUGUGGCUUUGAAAACAACUAGAUGUGAAAGCUAUUUUAUGUCAUCUUGGCAGCUAUUAUUUCAUAUCUGGGUUGUUCCACGAAAAGAGUACCUUUUGUGACCCUUUGAUAUUCUAAGUAGAAAUUGUGCACCAAUAUUAAAUUCUAAAGCCUGUAAUAUUAAAUGAAGUGCCCUUUAAUAUAGACCACAUGGAAAAUUCAAUAAAAUCAGAUUUUAAUAGACUUAAAGACCAAAAUUAAGCAUUUUGACAUGUCCCUCUGCACCCUCUAAGAUGAUUUUAACCCACUUAACCUGAAUAUUUCUCCAAGUUUUACCAUCAUUGUAAAGCCCUACUUAUUUAGUUGCUUUGCAUUUCUGAAAAUAAUUUAUAAUUAUCAGUGAUUCAUUCAAAUAAAAAAGUUUGAGUGAAUUUUCCCUUUAAUAUGGUGAAACUGUUCCUUUAUUUUUGGGGGGGCCAUUAUCUGGUGUUUUGUGGUGAAAACUGAGUGUUGAGAAGAACACAUCAACCCUGUUAUGUAGAGGCUAGAAAUGUUUUUUUUUUUUUAUGUAUAUA
Oncorhynchus nerka (sockeye salmon) is the source of this 6074-nucleotide messenger RNA. Its product is annotated as methylcrotonoyl-CoA carboxylase subunit alpha, mitochondrial-like. Gene Ontology annotation, molecular function: ATP binding; methylcrotonoyl-CoA carboxylase activity; metal ion binding. Gene Ontology annotation, cellular component: mitochondrion. The coding region runs from base 283 to 2409 and encodes 708 amino acids. The transcript is spliced from 19 exons. NCBI's taxonomy places the organism in Eukaryota, Metazoa, Chordata, Actinopteri, Salmoniformes, Salmonidae. The record is from RefSeq and is a predicted model, not a curated record.